GCUUUACUGUAAAGCUGUGUUUACUGGUUACAAGAGAGGUUUGAGAAACCAGCAUGAGAACACUGCACUGUUGAAGAUAGAAGGUGUUACCCAACUCAAGGACACCAGAUUCUAUAUGGGAAAGAGAUGUGCAUAUGUGUACAAGGCAAAGAGGAAGACUGCAUGUCCGGGCCACGAAAAUGCUAGUCGUAUCCGUGUUGUCUGGGGAAAGAUCACACGCCCACACGGAAACAGCGGAUCUGUGAGAGCGAAGUUCAGGAAGAACCUACCUGCCACUGCCAUGGGACGCAGAAUCAGAGUUAUGCUGUAUCCAUCCAGUAUCUAAUUCUCGGGACAUGUACAGUAAAAAAAAAAA
Pecten maximus is the source of this 355-nucleotide messenger RNA. Its product is annotated as 60S ribosomal protein L35a-like. Gene Ontology annotation, cellular component: cytosolic large ribosomal subunit; ribosome. NCBI's taxonomy places the organism in Eukaryota, Metazoa, Mollusca, Bivalvia, Pectinida, Pectinidae. Gene Ontology annotation, molecular function: structural constituent of ribosome. Gene Ontology annotation, biological process: cytoplasmic translation; ribosomal large subunit biogenesis. The record is from RefSeq and is a predicted model, not a curated record.